Saimiri boliviensis boliviensis (Bolivian squirrel monkey) is the source of this 1407-nucleotide messenger RNA. The record is from RefSeq and is a predicted model, not a curated record. NCBI's taxonomy places the organism in Eukaryota, Metazoa, Chordata, Mammalia, Primates, Cebidae.
CGCGCCUGCGCGGCCGCAGGGGCGGGCUGGUGCGCAUGCGCAGGCGCGAUUGUGUGAAGCCUGCCGCUGCCGCAGCGAGUCCUGCGCAGAGCGGAGCGGCCGCCGGCGAUGUCUGACGCUUCGGUCUGAGGAGCCGUCAGCGACGCGAUGGAGCGAGCAAGGGAUCGCUUACACCUGAGACGGACUACAGAACAGCACGUACCAGAGGUGGAGGUCCAAGUCAAACGCAGAAGGACUGCCUCACUGAGCAACCAAGAGUGUCAGUUGUACCCAAGACGUUCUCAGCAGCAGCAAGUACCUGUGGUGGAUUUCCAGGCUGAACUGAGGCAGGCAUUCUUAGCUGAGACACCAAGAGGUGGUUAAAGCCAUAUUGGAAUAGCGAGGAAUCUGAUUCCAAGCAAAAACCAGGCUCCAUCUGCUCUUUGAAGCUUCUGCCCAGCUUGCAUUGUUUCUAGGAGAACCUGCGUCAUACCUUUAUCUAGAGCCUUCCCCUAGGUCUUCAGAACCAUCAAGUUUUAACUGUGGACAUUGGAUUUGGUGGAACAGCAAUCAUGACUGUGGGCAAGAGUAGCAAGAUGCUGCAGCACAUUGACUAUAGAAUGAGAUGCAUCCUACAAGAUGGCCGAAUCUUCAUUGGCACCUUUAAGGCUUUUGACAAGCAUAUGAAUUUGAUCCUUUGUGAUUGUGAUGAGUUCAGAAAGAUCAAGCCAAAGAAUGCGAAGCAACCAGAGCGUGAAGAAAAGCGGGUUUUGGGUCUGGUGCUGCUACGUGGGGAGAACCUGGUAUCCAUGACUGUGGAAGGGCCGCCCCCCAAAGAUACUGGCAUUGCUCGGGUACCACUUGCUGGAGCUGCAGGAGGCCCUGGGGUUGGUAGGGCAGCUGGUCGAGGAGUACCAGCUGGUGUGCCAAUUCCCCAGGCCCCUGCCGGAUUAGCAGGCCCUGUCCGAGGAGUUGGAGGCCCGUCCCAGCAGGUAAUGACUCCACAGGGAAGAGGCACUGUAGCAGCUGCUGCUGUUGCUGCGACUGCCAGCAUUGCAGGAGCCCCAACACAGUAUCCACCAGGACGGGGGACUCCGCCCCCACCUGUCGGGAGAGCAACCCCACCUCCAGGCAUUAUGGCUCCACCACCUGGUAUGAGACCACCCAUGGGCCCACCAAUUGGGCUUCCCCCUGCUCGAGGGACGCCAAUAGGUAUGCCCCCUCCGGGAAUGAGACCCCCUCCACCAGGCAUUAGAGGUCCACCUCCCCCAGGAAUGCGUCCACCAAGACCCUAGCAUACUGUUGAUCCAUCUCAGUCUCUCUCUCCCCUGCAAUGCGUCUUCUGAAAUUGUGUAGAGUGUUUGUGAGCUUUUUGUCCCCUUGUUCUGCAUUAAUAAUAGCUAAUAAUAAAUGCAUAGAGCAAUUAAA